This is a messenger RNA of Osmerus eperlanus (European smelt), 653 nucleotides long. RefSeq names its product ribosomal protein L12 (gene rpl12). Gene Ontology annotation, molecular function: structural constituent of ribosome; large ribosomal subunit rRNA binding. Gene Ontology annotation, biological process: translation. Gene Ontology annotation, cellular component: cytosolic large ribosomal subunit; ribosome. NCBI's taxonomy places the organism in Eukaryota, Metazoa, Chordata, Actinopteri, Osmeriformes, Osmeridae. The record is from RefSeq and is a predicted model, not a curated record. The transcript has 6 exons. Bases 125 to 622 code for a protein of 165 amino acids.
CAUCUUUCCUUUCUUUUUCACUUUAACGGUGAAGGUGCAACAGUAAUCGGUCGUCCCGAAUCCGGGUUCAUCCGACACCCUCACUUAUUCAAGCUGAACUGAACUCAAUUUCUACAAAUCCAACAUGCCUCCCAAAUUCGAUCCCACCGAGAUUAAAGUUGUGUACAUGAGGUGCACAGGAGGAGAAGUUGGAGCCACUUCAGCGCUGGCCCCAAAAAUUGGACCACUUGGUCUGUCUCCCAAAAAGGUUGGUGAUGACAUUGCCAAGGCAACUGGUGACUGGAAAGGCCUGAGGAUUACAGUCAAGCUGACCAUCCAGAACAGACAGGCUGCAGUUGAAGUGGUACCCUCUGCUUCGGCCCUGAUCAUCAAGGCCCUGAAGGAGCCUCCUCGUGACAGGAAGAAGGUUAAGAACAUUAAGCACAGUGGCAGUGUCACUUUCGACGAGAUCGUGGGCAUUGCCCGUGUGAUGAGGAACCGCUCUAUUGCCAGGGAGCUCUCUGGAACCAUCAAAGAGAUUCUCGGUACAUCCCAGUCUGUGGGUUGCACAAUUGAUGGCCGCCCUCCCCAUGAUGUCAUUGAUGACAUCAACAGUGGAAAAGUGGAGUGCCCAUCAGAGUAACAUCAAAUGAAUAAAGUUUUUCUAAAAUGAA